This is a messenger RNA of Entrophospora candida, 147 nucleotides long. Lineage: Eukaryota; Fungi; Glomeromycota; Glomeromycetes; Entrophosporales; Entrophosporaceae. The record is from the annotation of a GenBank genome assembly.
AUGAUACCAACAGACAAAAAUGAUAAAGCUGCAAAAUAUCUUGAUGGUUCAAUAAGCACUUUCAGAGUAUUAGAAUCUUUAGAAAUUGACUGUCCUUCUUAUAUUCAAGAUUCACCUGAAAAUCUUACUUUUGGAUUAAUUCAAUGA